AUGACCGAUUAAGAGGCACACAUACUAUGCUUUAAUAUCAAGGCUACCAAAGAAUAAGCGAUCAGCAUAUCUGUUCUCUACACUAUUACUUUGAGUUUAUUUUAUGGAUCUCUUUUUGUUUUUCUUUGGACUCAAAGAACUAACAUUAUACUAAAGGAGAGGAGCUGUUACAUUCUAAUACUACAAGCCAUCACUACAUACGGAUUUAUAGUUUUAUAUCCGAUAGCUGUACUAUCUUCAUAAAAUUAUGUUUAUGAUGACAUCAGCUAUUAUACAAUAAUAUUGUAUUAUUUAAAAUGUUAUAAGUUUUAUAGCUUAAUUUAAAUACAUUCCAAUUUUAUGCUAUUUGUUGAGGGCCUGCAGGUUUUUUUAUGCUUUUCAAAGGCCAUGGAAAUUAUUUAAGCUUUAGGGACUUAAUUUUAUAAUAGCAAUGGCUAUUUGUUGUAUUUCGAUAGGUCUACUUGAAGCAUACACACAAUUCGACCAAAACAUAUUCCAACAGAAUGAGUCUGAAUACAACAUCUAAAAAAUAAUGCCAAGAAUGGCUUUUGUGUAUAUCUCACAACUCAUCUUGAUUCUUGCAAUAUUUUUCAUGAGAAAAGUUAAUGUAAGAUAAGCAGAAUUAUAUUUUAGAAAUUUCAAUAGUUCGAUUAUUGGAUAGCAUUUGCAAUUGAACUAAUUUAAUUCCUAAUUAAAAUAGUGUUGAGGAACAAGUUUAAUUUUAUUGAUUGCAGUCCCUCUCACAAAAUCCCAUUGUAUUACUACAUCGAUUGCUUCAAAUUGUCUUUGAUGUUGUUGUGUUCAACUAUCCUACCUUUGUUCUUUUAGCAUAAAUCAAUAACAGAAUUACCUUUUGAAAUGGAAUGCUCAAGUUUUAGAUUGUUCCUAGCUUAACCCUAAUUUAUAGAAUUAUUUUAUCAAUACUUGUGUUAUUUCGAUAGAACAAAAUCAUAGAAAUUAAUUAUGGAAGAACCUCAACAAACAUAAACAAACCUCAGAAUCAACAAUAAUUAUACAAGUCUAUUUGAAAACGAGUCUUAAUUUAACAUUUUCAAAUCCUCAUUAUCAAAAUGCUUCAUCUCCUAUAUUAAUUUUUCAUUGUGGCUUGAGAAGGAAUAAAACGAGUCAAAUGCCGAUGAUGAUAAUGAACAUUUAUUGAGUUCUGAAUUCCAAUUUAUUUAAGAACUCAUUUCUGAAUAGAAUGUAUCCAAAAUGCCCUCCACUUAAAAAUACAAUAAGUAGCUUGCUAAUUAAGGUAUAAAUGAUUCAGGCAGAUUGGAUUUCACUCAAGAUCAAAUCAAUAUAAAUAAAGUUGAAAAAAUUUGGUUGUACAAAGAGAUUCUUUAUGAAAUUUUAAAGGAAGUGUUUGAACAACAUUUCAAAUACACUAAUUCUUACUAGACUUUGUAUGAACAUUGUGAAAGAAAUAGAAUAAUAUGGAUCAGGCUAGGAUAAAUUGGAUUGACUGGGAAUUGUAAUUGA
Molecule: messenger RNA, 1482 nt
Organism: Paramecium octaurelia
Lineage: Eukaryota; Ciliophora; Oligohymenophorea; Peniculida; Parameciidae
Source: the annotation of a GenBank genome assembly